GGGAUGGGGACUGUACCACCUGCAGCUAUGGCCAGCACAGUAAGCCCCAGUACAACAGCUGGAACCCCUGAGCUGCCUGCACUGUCAGAGCGCAUUCAAAAUGCUGCUGACAUCUCUGUCAUUGUCAUCUACUUUUUGGCGGUGAUUGCUGUUGGUCUAUGGGCAAUGCUGAGGACCAACCGAAGCAGUGUUGGAGGCUUCUUCCUGGCUGGUCGAGAUAUGGUCUGGUGGACAAUGGGUGCCUCGAUCUUCGCCAGUAAUAUUGGCAGUAGCCACUUUGUGGGCAUAGCUGGGACAGCAGCCGCCUCUGGGAUUGCCAUUGGAGCAGUUGAAUGGAAUGCUUUGGUCCUGGUGGUGGUCCUAGGAUGGGUGUUUGUCCCUAUCUACAUCAAGGCAGGGGUGGUGACCAUGCCAGAAUAUCUCAAGAAGAGAUUUGGUGGGAAACGAUUACAGAUCUCCCUCUCCAUCCUUACCCUCCUCAUUAAUGUGGCCAUUGGAAUUUCUGCAAACAUAUUUUCUGGUGCCAUAUUCAUCCAGCUCUUGGGCCUCAACCUUUACCUGGCAAUCUUCAUCCUCUUGAUAGUCACUGCUAUUUACACCAUCACUGGGGGCUUGGCCUCAGUAAUCUACACAGAUACUCUCCAGACCCUCAUCAUGGUGGUUGGUUCUUGUAUUCUCAUGGGAUUUGCAUUUGCUGAAGUUGGAGGCUAUGAAAGCUUCACAGAGAAAUACAUGACUGCCAUCCCUUCUAUAGUUGAAGGUGACAACCUGACCAUCAACCCCGAGUGCUACACACCUCUGCCAGAUUCCUUCCACAUUUUUAGAGAUCCUAUCACUGGGGACAUUCCAUGGCCAGGAUUAAUAUUUGGAAUGUCCAUUUUAGCUAUUUGGUACUGGUGUGUAGAUCAGGUUGUUGUACAACGUUGUCUGUCUGGCAAGAACAUGUCUCACAUGAAGGCAGCCUGUGUCAUGUGUGGCUACCUGAAGCUGUUGCCUAUGUUUGUCAUUGUGAUGCCAGGAAUGAUCAGCCGAAUUCUGUAUACAGAUAUGGUGGCCUGUGUUGUACCUUCUGAAUGUAAGAAACACUGUGGCACUGAAAAUGGCUGCACUAAUUAUGCCUACGCUACAAUGGUGCUAGACCUGAUGCCUGCUGGACUUCGAGGCCUAAUGCUGUCAGUCAUGUUGGCCUCCCUCAUGAGCUCCCUGACCUCCAUAUUCAACAGUGCCAGCACACUCUUCACCAUUGAUAUCUACACAAAGAUACGGAAGCAGGCAUCAGAGAAAGAGCUCUUGAUAACUGGACGGUUAUUUGUCUUGCUGCUACUUGUCAUCAGCAUUAUGUGGGUCCCAUUAAUACAAACAGUUCAAAAUGGACAAUUGUUCCAUUAUAUGUCAUCAGUUUCUAGCUAUCUUGGACCCCCAGUUGCAGCUAUCUUCGUACUUGCUGUCUUCUAUAAAAGAGUCAAUGAACAAGGAGCAUUCUGGGGUAUGAUCCUUGGACUUGUGAUUGGCCUUAUUCGGAUGAUUUUAGAGUUUUCCUAUGGAACAGGAAGUUGUGUAGUUCCCAGUAACUGUCCUGAGAUUAUCUGUGGAGUGCACUACAUGUAUUUUGGCAUCAUUUUGUUUUUUGUGUCCACACUGGCCACCAUAGUAAUCUCACUUCUGACGAAACCAAUUCCUGAUAUCCACCUGCACCGUCUGUGCUGGGCUCUUUGGAACAGUACAGAAGAGAGAAUUGAUUUGGAUGCUGAAGAUGAAAGGCAGAAAGAAGUAGACACUGUUGAGGAAGAUUCUCCUGUGCAAUCUCGUGGAUGUCUCGGGAAGGCUUAUGACAUAUUCUGUGGUUUUCAAAAGACGGGACCCAAACUGACCAAGGAGGAGGAAGAAGCCUUGAAGAAGAAACUCACAGACACAUCAGAGAAGCCCCUUUGGAGAAAUGUAGUGAACAUCAGUGCCAUCGUCCUCUUAAGUGUGGCAGUCUUUGUCCAUGCCUAUUUUGCCUGAACUCUUAUCUGAGUGAUGGAAAUAUUGUUUAA
Molecule: messenger RNA, 2036 nt
Organism: Octodon degus (degu)
Lineage: Eukaryota; Metazoa; Chordata; Mammalia; Rodentia; Octodontidae
Product: solute carrier family 5 member 4-like
Biological process (GO): sodium ion transport; transmembrane transport
Cellular component (GO): plasma membrane
Molecular function (GO): D-glucose:sodium symporter activity
Source: RefSeq, a predicted model, not a curated record